Molecule: messenger RNA, 6465 nt
Organism: Thecamonas trahens ATCC 50062
Lineage: Eukaryota; Apusomonadida; Apusomonadidae
Exons: 3
Coding region: 1-6465 (2154 amino acids)
Source: RefSeq, a predicted model, not a curated record
AUGGCGGAGGUACCUGUUGCGCUGGCCGAGGUCUUUGCAGCGGCGCCGACGGCCGAGGUGGCUCGUGUGGCCGACGUGGACGGUGAUGGCGACAACGAUGUUGUGGUCAUGGGUAGUGUGGUUGGUGGUGCUAUGAAGCAACUCUUGUGGUUUGAAAACUCAGACGGCCUUGGUAGUAUGGUCCUCGGACGUGUGCUGGGCGGAGACGAGGUGCACGAUUUUUUGCUCGCCGACCUCGACGCCGAUGCCGAUGUUGAUGUUGUGGUUAUCCACAGCUCGAUUGUGUACUGGCGGGCGAAUGACGGAAGUGGCUUAUUUGGGCCAGGAAAGGUGGUGGCCAAUGCUCGCGCAGGCGAUACCUUUGUCGAUUUUGCCGUCGGCGACGUCACGAACGACGGUGUGGCGGACAUCGUCAUCGCCGUCCGCAACGCGGCGCUGGGCCACUCGCUGUUUUUGUGCCGUAACAACGAGCUGGUCUUGUUUGAGUCACCUGAGGUCAUCUCUAUUUCAGGCGAGCCGUACUCGGUCACCAUUGGCAGCGUUGACGGCGACGGUCUUGACGAUAUCUUAUUGACGCUCGACAACGGGGCCCCGUUUGUUGGGUGGCUGCGUGCCGAACUCACUGGGUUCGACUCGUUUGUUUCGGUCGCCAACACGGCGUUGCUCCACUAUCAGCUUGAAGCGGGAGACGUGACGGGGAUCGGCCGUGCGAGUGUCGUGGGGCGAGCGGGAGUUGUUGGCGGCGCUCUCUACGUGUGUCGCAACGUGCCGCCCCUGGCGACGGAGGCAACGCCGAUCAGCAUCGAGGCCGCGUAUGGACACGCACUGCUCGACUUCGAUGGCGACGGUGACCUGGACGUUCUCUACGCACAGGUGGCGGGCGGACAGGAACUGCGUGUCGCUCUCCAGAACGGCGACGGGUCGUUUGCGGCCUCUGUGACUGCCAACGCGCAAGUGGUGCGCCCGGUGGCGCUAGUUGCGGCCGACAUGGAUGGUGACGGCACAGAUGACCUUGUGGUCCUUGGCAAAGGGCCGGCGCCGCACUACAUUCUUCGCAACGCGGGCCCGUCGACACUCGUCGUUGCGUCCACUUUUGGAGACACGUUCAGUCCAGCAGGCGCACUGGCGGCGGCGGAUGUGGACGGCGACGGGAAGAGCGACGUUGUCGUCGCGGUCCACUCGCAGUUACGGGUGUACCUGGCGCCGGCACUAGUAGACGUCCAUUGGAACGUCACAACCCCUCACUCAUCUUUCGUCCUCGCGGUCGGCGACGUCGAUGGCGAUGGAGCGUCUGACGUUGUGACAGCACCUCAUUCAGCCGUGGGCGACGUGGAAGUGUAUGUUGGCGACGGUACCGGCUCGUUUGCGACGCCGCUGAUGGUGUCCACCACGGGCGCUGUCGUCGCUCUCGACGUCGUCGACAUGAAUGGCGACGGGCCUGCCGGCAUCUCGUUCGGCAGCGUGACUACGCUGCCUGUGCGGUUGGCAGGCGUAGGCGAUGUUGAUGCUGACGGCGACCUCGACGUGUUUGGUGUUGUCGGCUCGGACCUGGAGUGGAUGGAAAACCUUGACGGCGCCACCUCUUGGGCAGUCUCCGCGACUGCCGUGCCCUUUGACAGCCCUGCCAUCCCUCUCGCCGCCUCGCUCGCCGACAUGAACGGCGACGGGGUGGGCGAGUUUGUGGUGUUGGUCCGCGAGGACAUUUUUGUUGUUGCGCGCGACGCUGUGGGUGCGUGGACAACUACGCAAGUGUUCGAUGGUUCGACCGAGUACACGUUCGAUGCCUUCGAGCUCAGCGACCUCAACAAUGACGGUGCUCUUGACAUGGUUGUGGUUAACCUCGCGACGUUCGGCAUGACCCGGGACAACCUCGUGACGAUGGUGGGCCCUCCUUCUGGCUCCAAGGCGGUGGUUAGUGUUGGCGACAUCGACGGCGAUGGGGACGGCGACGUGCUCUUGGGCAGCGGGUAUCACGUUGCUUGGUACAUGAACGAGCCGACGCCGAUAUCCAGUACCCGGUUUGGGACAGCCAUAAGUGUGACGCCCAAUGCUGUGCCGCACGACGUGCGGCUAAGGCACAUGCACAAGUACGCUGCGGCGUAUGGCGACGUCGACGGCGACGGGGAUAUCGACGUCGUGACGGCGACGUCGACCUCGUUCGUAUGGUUUGCCAACGGUGACGGCGCGGGUGAGUUCAACUCGCUCACUACCAUCGGAGGUUUUGCCGAGAACUUUGUGUCGGGCAUCCAGCUCGCCGACAUGGACAAUGACGGCGAUCUCGACAUGGUGGCAUUCACAGAGCUCCCGGGUGAGGGCUAUGGCAACGGUCGGCUCGCGAUUUACCUCAACAUCGAUGGCCAAGGCACGUUUGAGCUGUUGUUCCGCAACGUUGCGGAUGCCACUGGCUUUUUGGCGGUGUACGACGUCGAUGGCGACGGGGACACCGACAUCCUUGUCGACAGCGCUGGGUCACAGUCUGUCACGUGGUACGAGAACGUCGACGGCUUUGCCACACCACCUCCUUCGUUCUCGUUCAACUCUGGCGUGUACUCGAACAGCGCCGCCACUGGCGACGUCGACGGUGACGGCAUCGUUGACGCGGUGGUCAAGGAGCAGUCGGACACCGUGUACUGGCUCUCAGGGGCUGCGGCCCGCAUGUGGACGCCCGCUUCCAUGACCGUGCUCGACGAUACCGUACUUUCCGCCGCGGACUGCUAUCAGUCGUGCUCCUGGCUCAACCUCGGCGACGUCGACAACGACGGUGACGUCGACCUCGUGAUCGACGUCCAGGCCGAGCUGCAAGUCUUUCUCAACAACGGCACAGGGGCGUUUGCGCCCGUAGUGGCCCUGUCGACACUGCCAGACACCCCGCUCUCGCCUGUACUCACCGACGUCGAUGGCGACGGCGACGUUGACGUGCUCAUGGCCACGUGGUCCGAGGGCCGCCCCGUGUGGUGCUCCAACACUGCGCGCAAUGGAACUUUUCCCACCUGUCGCCUCCUCGGCAGCAUGGUUGGCGCGCUCGGCGUCGACGCCAUCGACGUGGAGGGCGAUGGUGACCUUGACGUCGUCUACUUUGCUGGCAGCGCGGCACUCACGCUUGGUUGGAUCCCGACUCUGAGACGCUCUGCGUUUACCUCGUACACACCCGUAGAGCGCGUGGUGCCAACGCGACCGCUUUGUUCCGGUUGUGCCCGCACGUUUGCCGACGUGAUGGCUGUCUUGAGCACAACCUCCCGCUGUACGCGUGACACAGUGGUGCUGCCGGCCGGGCGGUACACGUGCCGCGCCGACUCGCACGCGCUGCUCACUCACAGCGUGCGCUUUGCGUCCGAGGGAGGAGGGCGAGCGAUCUUUGACUGCAGCGAGCAUGGCGGUGACACUGGUGUGCUCUUUCGUGUUGGCCCGCUCGUGGCUGCGGGUGCCGAGCUUGUUGGCGAUCUGACUCUCGACGGCGUGGACGUAGUCGGAGGGAGGACGGCGCGCGGGUCGCUACACGGUACCCCGGCCAUUCGUGCGGAGGGCGUGGACGCACGCGUUUCGCUGCACAAUGUGACGAUGAGAGACUGCGCGAGUGCGCCGCGUGCGGACGGCGCGCCGCUGCUGGACGUCGGGCUGGGCGGUGCGCUGCUCGCAUCGGGCGGCGCGUUUGUGGAGGUGACGCACUCUACGGUGACCGGGUCUUCGGCGUCAGACUCGGGCGGCGGUGUGUACGUGCGGGGUGCUGGAACGCAGCUCAGGCUCGGCGCCGGAGCCCAGAUCGUGGGCUGCGAGGCCGGCAACACGGGUGGCGGCGUGGUGGCCGUGGCGGGCGCGCGGGUGGAAAUGGCCGACGGCGCACGCAUCGCGUCGUGCACGGCCGUGUCGGGCUCGGGCGGCGGGCUGCGGCUCGGCACAGGCACCGCGGCGGCGAUUGCGGACGCACUCAUCGAGGACAACGUGGCGGGCGGCGCGGGCGGCGGCGCGCUCGUGGAGGACACCAUGCUUGUCAUGAACGCUGGAACUGUCCGCCGCAACCGGGCGUCGUUCGGUGGCGGCAUCGCAGCCAUGGCGGUCUCGCGCGUGGUGGCGUUCGAACAGGCGAGCACGAGCGUGGAGGUGCCGCUUGUUGGCGGCGGUGCUGCUGUUCGUGCUGGCCCGCAUGCUGUCACUGGUGGCACGCAACUUGUGGACGUGGUCAUGGAGGACAACGUCGCGACCACGCUCGGUGGCGGGCUUGCCGUGUGCGACGCUGUGGUUUCCGUCUCUGGUGCCGCCUCGGUGUGGUCGGGCAGCACGGGGUCGGACGCAUUUGUGUGCGCCGCGGAAGGAUUUGCGCCGAGCCGUGCGUCGGCGGCCACGCUUCCGUGGUUCCGCAUGAACGCGUCGGCGUUUGCCGCGCUGGACAGUGCGAGCAUUGUCGGCCCGCUGGCCAACCUCGAGUGGAUUGCCGAGUCGCAGGCUGAGCUGCAGUCGGGCUCGGUGAUGAUGGGCGAGCUGCGCGGCCGCGACUGGCUUGGGCAGGUCAUGUUUGAGCCGCGGCUUGAUGUGCAGCUCACCUUUGAUGGGUCUCCCGACGUCGUGCUGACGGGACAGACGACAAGCGCGCUUGCGUCUGUGAGCGUGCCGCUGCCGCAAGUUGCGGCUACAGCGCGGGUGGGAGCUUUGCCGCCCGUGACGGUGGCAUGGCAGCUUGGCGUGGCGAGCGCGAGCGCGAGCGCAAGCGGACUGGCGGUGACCCCAUUGACGGGCUCGGUCGACAUUGUGGCGUGCGGCGUCGGGUUUGGAGGCACGGAACGGGAUGGCACUGUGGUGUGCGCGCGGUGUGCGGACGACGCCGUGUCCAACGAGGUCUCGUUUGCGCCGUGCCAAGCCACACCAGUAUGUCCGGUCGGCACCGUGCGGGUGGCCGCGAACGGCACGUCGCUCUGCGAGUGCGCGCCCGGGUUCUGGACAGCAGGUGCGGCGGUGGGUGAGGCGUGCGCACCGUGUCCGCGUGGCGGCGUCUGUGCCGGCGGUAGGGCGGCGCCUGUGGCGGCGCCUGGGUUCUUCCCCGACGACGAUCCUGGAUUGUUUGUGACGUGUCCUGUUGCGCGUGCAUGUGCUGGAUCUGGGCGGUGCCAGGCCGGGUAUACGUCGCGGCUGUGCGCCGAGUGCGCCGACGGGUACUACCGGCUCGGCUCAUUGUGCCGCAAGUGCGACACGGGCAAGAACAUAGUGGUUGUGAUGCUGCUUGUUCUGGGCGUGCUCUUUGUGACGGGCGUGCUCCUUGCGUUUAACCUUGCGGCGAGCGUGCGGUACAAGUUUGCAGCCGCCAUGAUCGGGCUCAACGCGCUGCAGAUCUCGGCCAUGUACGGCAAGCUUGACCUGGACUGGGGCUCGAUCGCGCGCGUGUACUUUGACUUUGCCUCGGCGCUCAACCUCGACUUCAGCCUCACGUCGCCAGAGUGUGCAGCGGCGGACGGCACGGACGUAUGGGUGAUGAAGUGGGUGCUGACGCUGCUCCUCCCGCUGUUUGCAGCCGUGGCCGUCGCGGUGCUCGCGCUGGCGUUUGCGGUGCUCAUCAAGGCCGGCGUCGGGUGGGUUGGGAACAAGAACAUGGGCGAGCUGACGUCGGGUGCCGGGCGGACGUGGUUCCAGCUCCUUGUGGUUCUCUAUCUGCCGCUAGCGGGCGCGUCGUUUGCACCGUUCGGGUGCCGUAAGGACGAGUCUGGACGGUGGCUGCUGGACGCCGACCCAUCGCGACGGUGCUACACGUCGGCGUGGUGGGGACUAGCGGUCUCGGCCAUGCUCGCCGUCGCGCUCUACGCGAUCGGGAUCCCGGGCGUAGUGGUGAUGCUCCUCUCGCGCAGGCGGCGGUCGCUCGACCCGGUGACGUUUGCGCUCCGGUUCGGAUUCCUUGUGGGCCGGUUCGUGGACGAGGCGUGGUGGUUUGAGGGCGCGAUCAUGCUUCGCAAGGUGGGCGUGGUGAUGUGCAUGACGUUCUUCACCGGCGACGACUCGAAGGCGAGCACGGCAGCCGUGGUCCUUGUGGCGACGCUCGUCCAGCUCGCGCUCGCGCGGCCGUACAUGUCGACGGUACACAACGUGGUGGCGGUCGUUGUGUUGGCGGCGACGUCGAUGGUGCUGUACGCCGGUACGCUCGAGUCGUUUGUGCUGCGGCGUGGCGGCGUGAUGCUAGGUAUUUUGGGAAACGUGCUCGCCAUUGUGGUUGGUAACGCGCUAGACGUGCGCCUGCUGGCGAUGUCGGAAAAGGCAGCAGCGUCCCAGCUGGACCCUGAGCAGCAGUGGGAGGCCGAGAACGUGGCCAUCGCCGACUCUGGCCAUAUGACGACCGAGGUACAGCUCGACGACUUUGCCGACCACUCGCAGCCUGUCGCACCGUCAAUGGCGGGCAUCGGCAUGUCGUCGCUCGCCGACCCGGGCGACACCCUCUUUGACGACGAAUCGAGUCGGCUGUCGUCCAUUGCCAGCAAUCAGGUGUAG